AUGGCCGACUCAAGCCGUUUCGCAUCCCCCAUACCAGCAUAUUUCCGUGAACCACCAAUCUUGAUCGACAGCCUCGAGACUGAGACAUCCACCCUCCAGGAGAACACGGUGAAUGAGUGUCUACCUCUGCUGAAUGGAGCCAAUGACCCUACCCGGAACCCUUUUGAUUUCAAUAGGUUCGGAGUACCUAAUCUAGAGCGGGAGGACCACAUCAACUUUCUCCACGACAAUUUAGCUGAGUUCCCAGCACCAUUCGUCGGCAUUGAUGCUAGCCGCCCUUGGAUGGUUUAUUGGGCCCUAUUGUCGCUUUACGUGCUUGGGGAGGAUAUUUCUCCGUUUCGCUCAAGGGUCGUCAAAACAUUUUAUCCAAUGCAAAAUGCCACUGGAGGUAUAGGCGGAGGCCAUGGCCAGUAUUCUCAUCUUGCUGGAACAUACGCAGCCUUGUUGAGCCUUGCUUUGGUCGGAGGCGAUGAAGCUUAUUCCCUCAUCGACCGCGAACAAAUGUGGCAUUGGCUGGGCCGGCUCAAGCAAGUCGACGGAGGUUUUCAAAUAUGUGAAGGCGGGGAAGAAGAUGUUCGAGGAGCAUACUGUGCCUUGAUUGCCGUUUCGCUUCUCGAUCUUCCUCUUUCGCUUCCUCCAGAUUCCCCCGCCAGGGACGCCGGCUUGGAAACUUUCGUGGAUGGUCUCGGCGAGUACCUCUCUCGAUGCCAGACCUAUGAAGGUGGAAUUGCAUGUUCGCCAGGGAAUGAAGCGCACGGUGCAUACGCCUUCUGUGCGAUUGCAUGCUUAUGUCUCUACGGCCAGCCUCAUGAGUCACUCCGAAAAUUCCUCGACAUCGAUGCCUUGAUCUGGUGGCUGUCUUCUCGACAGUAUGCCCCGGAAGGGGGUUUCGCCGGUCGCACAAACAAGCUCGUGGAUGGCUGUUACAGCCACUGGAUUGGUGGAUGCUGGCCAUUGGUCCAGGCUGCUUUGAAGGGGCCACGAGGCCCGGCCAACCGGCCAGAAAUGGCCAUGAUCGAGAAUCUGUACAGCAGCGAAGGUCUUGCAAGAUACAUCUUGUGUUGUUGCCAAGGUCCACGUGGUGGAUUGAGAGACAAACCCUCGAAGCGUCCUGAUUCCUAUCAUACCUGCUACAAUCUUUCGGGCGUCAGUAUCGUCGAGCAUUUGCACACCUAUGGGGUAGCCGACAGUUCUGUCCCAUUCGCUUCUGCUUUCUCAUGGGAGGCUUCCAAAGCUCAGAUUCCGAGCGAAGGGGAUCCGGCCGCCACAUUCGACGCAGGCGCGCAUACCAGAGCUAUUCACCCGGUCUAUGUUAUUCCUCAUCAAGCUGCUCAUGCCAUGCGGGAGUGGGCAUUAUCUCGACCACUCAACCUGGCAGGGAUCAAAUGA
Rhinocladiella mackenziei CBS 650.93 is the source of this 1389-nucleotide messenger RNA. RefSeq lists its product as uncharacterized. Lineage: Eukaryota; Fungi; Ascomycota; Eurotiomycetes; Chaetothyriales; Herpotrichiellaceae. Gene Ontology annotation, biological process: protein farnesylation. The transcript is spliced from 3 exons. Gene Ontology annotation, cellular component: protein farnesyltransferase complex. The coding region runs from base 1 to 1389 and encodes 462 amino acids. The record is from RefSeq and is a predicted model, not a curated record. Gene Ontology annotation, molecular function: protein farnesyltransferase activity.